Salvia miltiorrhiza (redroot sage) is the source of this 1187-nucleotide messenger RNA. RefSeq lists its product as uncharacterized. The record is from RefSeq and is a predicted model, not a curated record. The transcript is spliced from 4 exons. NCBI's taxonomy places the organism in Eukaryota, Viridiplantae, Streptophyta, Magnoliopsida, Lamiales, Lamiaceae. Gene Ontology annotation, molecular function: zinc ion binding. Bases 1 to 1041 code for a protein of 346 amino acids.
AUGUUUAGUGUUGAGGAUGAUCAUGCAUUCUACAUUGUCGAUCUCGAGAAUCGGACUUGUAGUUGUGCUCAGUUCGACUUGGAUGACAUUCCGUGUCGUCAUGCUUGUGCCGCUAUUAGGCGUGCAGGACUGCAAGUCACAGAUUUUGUUGGAAGAUAUUUCAAACAAUCUGUGCUGUUGGCCACAUAUAUGGAGCGUAUUGUUCCCGUUCCACAUCCUACGUAUUGGAAUGUGCCCGAUGAGAUAUCAGCCUAUGUUGUGAAACCCCCGGAUAUCACGGUCCAUGCGGGACGACCGAAGUUGAGUAGGGCUCGUUCAGCAGUUGAGGGUCCUCCUAAUUCGGGUCUUCCUAAUUCUCGACCUCAAUUGUCGGCCAUAUCUUUCAAACCUUUGUCUAUAUCAUUAUUCAUUCUACUGAUUCUCUCUUCUAAAAUAAGAAAAACAAACGCUGCACAUCUCUUUCUCUUUCUCACAACACACUCACACACUAUUCAUCAUCUCUCUCUCAUCCUCACACGCUCGCCCCUCCCAUCUGCCCUCUCUUUCCAUCACGUUUCCGGCAGCCUCUUCUCCCUCCAAGAUCUGCCGCCGCCGCCUGCUCUAACCUCGGCGAGAAUCGCCGGCUCCGACGCCUCCCUCACUCAUCGCCUCCUCCUUCUCGCCUCAACCUCUAUCUCUCUCGCUCUCUCGGCCGCUGGACCCAGGCGCAGCAGCCACCACCACCGCGGUGUGCCGCCAUCGCCGGGCCGCCGCCUGCUCCCUCAUCCUCGCGGCAGAUCCGCCGCCGUUGGCUUGCCCGGAGUCGCCGCUGGCUGGCCCGCGAUCGACGGCCAGCAGCUCGCUGGAGGAGCGCCGCCGCCGGCCGCUGCUGUUGGCAGCAAGAGCCCGGCAGCCGCCUCUCCCGGAGCCGCCGUCGCCGUGAGUCGUCGGAUUCGCUGUGAGGAGCCGAGCACCGUCUCACAAAGAUCGGAGACAACGGCAGGUUCACCGCCGCCGCUCCGUCGCCGGCGACGAGCCACCGCGGCUGCCGCCUCCCUCUGAUUUCGACUCACACACACAGUAGGUUCAAGCCACAAUUUAGUUCACAAAAUAGCAUAGGAUUUUGAGCAGAAAUCAAAUACUGUAAAUGCUUAUUGAAAUCUGAAAUUCUUUUCUUGAAACUGAACUAGUCUAUAAAUUUCAGUUCA